AUGAGUUGCCUCAAGAAUGUUCCAACCCUCAGAGGUGAUAACUACACUGAGUGGAGAAAGAAAGUUGACUUGGCUUUUGUCGAGGUGGACUGGGUUGUGGACACUCCACAGCCGGUCAAACUAGCAGAGCCAGUCAGAGGUGCAAAAGAAGAUGAUGCUGCUUGGGAGAAUAAGAAAAAGGAUCAUGCUCCAGUGGAGAUGUUAUAUUCCAUCGAAAACCAAAAGUGGGUCAAUGCCAAUAAAAAGUGCACGACUUUCAUAAAGAACACAAUUGAGAACGCUAUUGUGGGCUCAAUUGCAGAGUGUACUUCCGUAGGGGAGUUUCUUGAAAAGAUAAAGAGCCAGUUCACUGGUUCUUCAAAGAUAUAUGCUACCCAGUUGCUAAAGCAGCUGGUGACAGAAAAGUACAUAGGCGGUGGACAUGGCAUAAGAGAGCACAUCCUCAGGAUGAGCAACAUGGCAGCUAAGUUUAAACCCAUGAAUGAGGAUUUGGAGCUCAAGCCUGCACUACUUGUUCACCUGGUCAUGGCUUCACUGUCAAAAGAGUUUGACACUUUUGUUGUCAACUACAACAUGUCGCCUGGAAAACGAGACAUUGAAAAUACUAUAGCCAUGUUGUGCAAGAAGAGGAAAGACUUAAAACCUCAUAUGGUGGUUCUCUGA
Molecule: messenger RNA, 663 nt
Organism: Aegilops tauschii subsp. strangulata
Lineage: Eukaryota; Viridiplantae; Streptophyta; Magnoliopsida; Poales; Poaceae
Source: RefSeq, a predicted model, not a curated record